ACAAAUCAUGGCUCCGCCCGCAGCCAAGAAGCGCCGACCAACAGGCCGGCGGCCCGAGAAGGCCGGCAAUGAGACGCCGCCACCGCCAUCGGGCUCGGCGGAAAUGGGCUACGAGAUCGGGCGAGGCCGCACCGACGUCGUGGGCCAUUGGCGCGACCUCACGAGCGACGCCAAGUGCGACCUAAUGGGCUUGGACGACGCCGAGAUCGCCGCUGCCAUGCACCUCGUCGUGCAGCAGUACCCGCAGCUCGACGCUACGCUGCCGUCGUCCGUGGACGCCGCAACGACCGAGAUGGUGCAAGCCAUGUUUCUCCACGCGCUCGAAACGUGCGACGGCAAACUCAUUCUCGAACACGUCUCCAUCGAGACGCUUGGCGUUCUCUUCGCGCUCGAGGGCAAGCUGCUCUAUGCUGUGGUUGGCAAGGACAUGCAUCGCAAGUGCUCGAUCGCCGCUUUGUACCUCGUCUGGACGUCGUCGUGGCCGUAUCUGGGCAUGGGCGCCUACCUCUUGGUGCUCUUCUCCAACCUCGGCCCGUGCACAUGGCUGCGCAACACUUCGUGCGAGUACCUCGACGCAUUCUUUCUGCAAGGCCCCGAUCCUCUGCACGCCGAGUGGUACUUUAACAGCUACCUCACGGCGCUGCUUCUGCUGUACACGUCCCACGAUGCGCAUUUCACCGUCUACAUCAUCUUGGCCAUCGUGCUCGCGUUGCCCUUCGGCGUCUCGGCGCUCCAACAUUCGUAUGCGGACGGCGUCGACGACCACUCGGCGCUCGAGAAGAUCACGGCGGCGCUGUCAUUCUUCAACAAGCUCAUCCUCGUCUACUACUGCUGGAGCUCGUACAGCAGUCUUCUCAUGGUGGCAGCUCUCUUCUUCGACACGGCGGCGUUAUCGCUCGCGUCCAUCUCGUUUCUUGGCGUUGCGGUCGUGGUCGAACUGGCCGGGCGCGGCUUGCUACGCAUCGUGCCGACUGCGUACGUCGAAGCGUACACUUCGUGGAAGGCGCGAAGCCAAUGGCACGCCCUCGGCGCCGGUCUUGUGCCCGUGGCGGUGGCCGGCAUCGUGCUCUAUGGGACGUGGGACUGGACGUCGAUGUUUGGCGGCUUUCUGCGCCUCGUGACGGUCCUCGCGCUCUCGCAAGUGGUGCCAGCCGGGCACCUCGCGACGCUUGCGCAGCUCGCGUUUCUGGCGAUCGCGCUGCCGCUGCAGCUAUUGCAAGUUGUGUUGCUCUGGCUCGGUAUCAAGCCGGCGGCGGCGUCUGGUGCGCCCGACGAAACAACUCCCAACGACGCAAGCAAAGAUGCAGAAACCACAGAACACUGAGGCG
Molecule: messenger RNA, 1328 nt
Organism: Saprolegnia parasitica CBS 223.65
Lineage: Eukaryota; Oomycota; Saprolegniomycetes; Saprolegniales; Saprolegniaceae
Exons: 9
Coding region: 8-1324 (438 amino acids)
Source: RefSeq, a predicted model, not a curated record